Molecule: messenger RNA, 5517 nt
Organism: Spodoptera exigua (beet armyworm)
Lineage: Eukaryota; Metazoa; Arthropoda; Insecta; Lepidoptera; Noctuidae
Source: the annotation of a GenBank genome assembly
AUGAAGUUGUUUUUAUUAACAAAGAAAUCUUCUAAUUCUUUAAUGACUCAACUAAAUAGUAUACGCCAAAAUGACUUGUCAAUUGCGGAUUUUGGUUCUAAGCUCGAAGAACUCUUUACUGAUUUAACUAUAUCGCAAGCUAAAUCGAAUAAUGAAGCGUUUGAAAUUUUACGACCUAUUAAUGAGGAACUGGCAGUUAAGAAAUUUGCCGACGGGUUACGUAACAGGAGGUUAAGCACUAUUAUUGCAGCACGCAAUUACACCGACCUGAAGGACGCGGUGCGAGCAGCCCUGGACGAGGAGUUAUCUCAACCCCAACCAACGACCUCAAACUCGAUCCUAAAUAUUCGAGACUUGACUGAGGGUGCCAAGAGCAUGACGGUGUCCGAAGACAGCGAGAAGAACGAGAAGCAGCGUAUGGACAUAUUCUACUCGUAUCUUAAGCAGCGAGCCGACUCCGGGGACGUGGACUCGAACCGCGCCAUCACCGAGAUCCUACACGAGGCCGAACGGCUGGAGGUGAAGUCGAAGGCGCCGCUGGUGAUGCUCGAGGUGCUGGUGCGCGCCGGCAGCGUCGCCGCCGACGUGCGGCGACACCGCGCCCUGCUGCUGCGGCUGGCGCGCGCCGAGCCCCGCGCGCAGCGCGCCGUGCUGCACGCGCUCACCGCGCUCGUCGCGCACAACCCCGACCUGCUGCCCAAGGUGCCCGCCAUACUCAAGGUACGCCCGGUUACAUCCUGCUGCUGCGGCUGGCGCGCGCCGAGCCCCGCGCGCAGCGCGCCGUGCUGCACGCGCUCACCGCGCUCGUCGCGCACAACCCCGACCUGCUGCCCAAGGUGCCCGCCAUACUCAAGGUACGCCCGGUUACAUCCUGCUGCUGCGGCUGGCGCGCGCCGAGCCCCGCGCCGUGCUGCACGCGCUCACCGCGCUCGUCGCGCACAACCCCGACCUGCUGCCCAAGGUGCCCGCCAUACUCAAGGUACGCCCGGUUACAUCCUGCUGCUGCGGCUGGCGCGCGCCGAGCCCCGCGCGCAGCGCGCCGUGCUGCACGCGCUCACCGCGCUCGUCGCGCACAACCCCGACCUGCUGCCCAAGGUGCCCGCCAUACUCAAGGUACGCCCGGUUACAUCCUGCUGCUGCGGCUGGCGCGCGCCGAGCCCCGCGCGCAGCGCGCCGUGCUGCACGCGCUCACCGCGCUCGUCGCGCACAACCCCGACCUGCUGCCCAAGGUGCCCGCCAUACUCAAGGUACGCCCGGUUACAUCCUGCUGCUGCGGCUGGCGCGCGCCGAGCCCCGCGCGCAGCGCGCCGUGCUGCACGCGCUCACCGCGCUCGUCGCGCACAACCCCGACCUGCUGCCCAAGGUGCCCGCCAUACUCAAGGUACGCCCGGUUACAUCCUGCUGCUGCGGCUGGCGCGCGCCGAGCCCCGCGCGCAGCGCGCCGUGCUGCACGCGCUCACCGCGCUCGUCGCGCACAACCCCGACCUGCUGCCCAAGGUGCCCGCCAUACUCAAGGUACGCCCGGUUACAUCCUGCUGCUGCGGCUGGCGCGCGCCGAGCCCCGCGCGCAGCGCGCCGUGCUGCACGCGCUCACCGCGCUCGUCGCGCACAACCCCGACCUGCUGCCCAAGGUGCCCGCCAUACUCAAGGUACGCCCGGUUACAUCCUGCUGCUGCGGCUGGCGCGCGCCGAGCCCCGCGCGCAGCGCGCCGUGCUGCACGCGCUCACCGCGCUCGUCGCGCACAACCCCGACCUGCUGCCCAAGGUGCCCGCCAUACUCAAGGUACGCCCGGUUACAUCCUGCUGCUGCGGCUGGCGCGCGCCGAGCCCCGCGCGCAGCGCGCCGUGCUGCACGCGCUCACCGCGCUCGUCGCGCACAACCCCGACCUGCUGCCCAAGGUGCCCGCCAUACUCAAGGUACGCCCGGUUACAUCCUGCUGCUGCGGCUGGCGCGCGCCGAGCCCCGCGCGCAGCGCGCCGUGCUGCACGCGCUCACCGCGCUCGUCGCGCACAACCCCGACCUGCUGCCCAAGGUGCCCGCCAUACUCAAGGUACGCCCGGUUACAUCCUGCUGCUGCGGCUGGCGCGCGCCGAGCCCCGCGCGCAGCGCGCCGUGCUGCACGCGCUCACCGCGCUCGUCGCGCACAACCCCGACCUGCUGCCCAAGGUGCCCGCCAUACUCAAGGUACGCCCGGUUACAUCCUGCUGCUGCGGCUGGCGCGCGCCGAGCCCCGCGCGCAGCGCGCCGUGCUGCACGCGCUCACCGCGCUCGUCGCGCACAACCCCGACCUGCUGCCCAAGGUGCCCGCCAUACUCAAGGUACGCCCGGUUACAUCCUGCUGCUGCGGCUGGCGCGCGCCGAGCCCCGCGCGCAGCGCGCCGUGCUGCACGCGCUCACCGCGCUCGUCGCGCACAACCCCGACCUGCUGCCCAAGGUGCCCGCCAUACUCAAGGUACGCCCGGUUACAUCCUGCUGCUGCGGCUGGCGCGCGCCGAGCCCCGCGCCGUGCUGCACGCGCUCACCGCGCUCGUCGCGCACAACCCCGACCUGCUGCCCAAGGUGCCCGCCAUACUCAAGGUACGCCCGGUUACAUCCUGCUGCUGCGGCUGGCGCGCGCCGAGCCCCGCGCCGUGCUGCACGCGCUCACCGCGCUCGUCGCGCACAACCCCGACCUGCUGCCCAAGGUGCCCGCCAUACUCAAGGUACGCCCGGUUACAUCCUGCUGCUGCGGCUGGCGCGCGCCGAGCCCCGCGCCGUGCUGCACGCGCUCACCGCGCUCGUCGCGCACAACCCCGACCUGCUGCCCAAGGUGCCCGCCAUACUCAAGGUACGCCCGGUUACAUCCUGCUGCUGCGGCUGGCGCGCGCCGAGCCCCGCGCCGUGCUGCACGCGCUCACCGCGCUCGUCGCGCACAACCCCGACCUGCUGCCCAAGGUGCCCGCCAUACUCAAGGUACGCCCGGUUACAUCCUGCUGCUGCGGCUGGCGCGCGCCGAGCCCCGCGCGCAGCGCGCCGUGCUGCACGCGCUCACCGCGCUCGUCGCGCACAACCCCGACCUGCUGCCCAAGGUGCCCGCCAUACUCAAGGUACGCCCGGUUACAUCCUGCUGCUGCGGCUGGCGCGCGCCGAGCCCCGCGCGCAGCGCGCCGUGCUGCACGCGCUCACCGCGCUCGUCGCGCACAACCCCGACCUGCUGCCCAAGGUGCCCGCCAUACUCAAGGUACGCCCGGUUACAUCCUGCUGCUGCGGCUGGCGCGCGCCGAGCCCCGCGCCGUGCUGCACGCGCUCACCGCGCUCGUCGCGCACAACCCCGACCUGCUGCCCAAGGUGCCCGCCAUACUCAAGGUACGCCCGGUUACAUCCUGCUGCUGCGGCUGGCGCGCGCCGAGCCCCGCGCGCAGCGCGCCGUGCUGCACGCGCUCACCGCGCUCGUCGCGCACAACCCCGACCUGCUGCCCAAGGUGCCCGCCAUACUCAAGGUACGCCCGGUUACAUCCUGCUGCUGCGGCUGGCGCGCGCCGAGCCCCGCGCCGUGCUGCACGCGCUCACCGCGCUCGUCGCGCACAACCCCGACCUGCUGCCCAAGGUGCCCGCCAUACUCAAGGUACGCCCGGUUACAUCCUGCUGCUGCGGCUGGCGCGCGCCGAGCCCCGCGCCGUGCUGCACGCGCUCACCGCGCUCGUCGCGCACAACCCCGACCUGCUGCCCAAGGUGCCCGCCAUACUCAAGGUACGCCCGGUUACAUCCUGCUGCUGCGGCUGGCGCGCGCCGAGCCCCGCGCGCAGCGCGCCGUGCUGCACGCGCUCACCGCGCUCGUCGCGCACAACCCCGACCUGCUGCCCAAGGUGCCCGCCAUACUCAAGGUACGCCCGGUUACAUCCUGCUGCUGCGGCUGGCGCGCGCCGAGCCCCGCGCGCAGCGCGCCGUGCUGCACGCGCUCACCGCGCUCGUCGCGCACAACCCCGACCUGCUGCCCAAGGUGCCCGCCAUACUCAAGGUACGCCCGGUUACAUCCUGCUGCUGCGGCUGGCGCGCGCCGAGCCCCGCGCCGUGCUGCACGCGCUCACCGCGCUCGUCGCGCACAACCCCGACCUGCUGCCCAAGGUGCCCGCCAUACUCAAGGUACGCCCGGUUACAUCCUGCUGCUGCGGCUGGCGCGCGCCGAGCCCCGCGCCGUGCUGCACGCGCUCACCGCGCUCGUCGCGCACAACCCCGACCUGCUGCCCAAGGUGCCCGCCAUACUCAAGGUACGCCCGGUUACAUCCUGCUGCUGCGGCUGGCGCGCGCCGAGCCCCGCGCGCAGCGCGCCGUGCUGCACGCGCUCACCGCGCUCGUCGCGCACAACCCCGACCUGCUGCCCAAGGUGCCCGCCAUACUCAAGGUACGCCCGGUUACAUCCUGCUGCUGCGGCUGGCGCGCGCCGAGCCCCGCGCGCAGCGCGCCGUGCUGCACGCGCUCACCGCGCUCGUCGCGCACAACCCCGACCUGCUGCCCAAGGUGCCCGCCAUACUCAAGGUACGCCCGGUUACAUCCUGCUGCUGCGGCUGGCGCGCGCCGAGCCCCGCGCGCAGCGCGCCGUGCUGCACGCGCUCACCGCGCUCGUCGCGCACAACCCCGACCUGCUGCCCAAGGUGCCCGCCAUACUCAAGGUACGCCCGGUUACAUCCUGCUGCUGCGGCUGGCGCGCGCCGAGCCCCGCGCGCAGCGCGCCGUGCUGCACGCGCUCACCGCGCUCGUCGCGCACAACCCCGACCUGCUGCCCAAGGUGCCCGCCAUACUCAAGGUACGCCCGGUUACAUCCUGCUGCUGCGGCUGGCGCGCGCCGAGCCCCGCGCGCAGCGCGCCGUGCUGCACGCGCUCACCGCGCUCGUCGCGCACAACCCCGACCUGCUGCCCAAGGUGCCCGCCAUACUCAAGGUACGCCCGGUUACAUCCUGCUGCUGCGGCUGGCGCGCGCCGAGCCCCGCGCCGUGCUGCACGCGCUCACCGCGCUCGUCGCGCACAACCCCGACCUGCUGCCCAAGGUGCCCGCCAUACUCAAGGUACGCCCGGUUACAUCCUGCUGCUGCGGCUGGCGCGCGCCGAGCCCCGCGCCGUGCUGCACGCGCUCACCGCGCUCGUCGCGCACAACCCCGACCUGCUGCCCAAGGUGCCCGCCAUACUCAAGGUACGCCCGGUUACAUCCUGCUGCUGCGGCUGGCGCCAGAAAGACGCUGCUAUAUGACGAAGACAUCGUGGAAGAAAAGGCCAUCCUGGAAUGGGCCGCGAAGCCGUCCCGCAAGUACGCCAGCAAGGAAGUGAUUGCCGAAAUAAGGCGCCGCGCCACGCCCUUCCUCGAGUGGCUGCAGCAGGCCGAGGAGGACUCCAGCGACGGAGACGACUCCGAGCAUGACAUCGAGAUUGAAUACGACGACCGUGCGAAGGUGACCCCCAUCAAGGCGGUGUCGGCCGCGCCCGCCAAGCCCGCUAAGCCCCAGGACGACGAUGACGUCGACGUGGACAUCGACGCCAUCUAG